Blepharisma stoltei is the source of this 3612-nucleotide messenger RNA. NCBI's taxonomy places the organism in Eukaryota, Ciliophora, Heterotrichea, Heterotrichida, Blepharismidae. The record is from the annotation of a GenBank genome assembly.
AUGGAUGCAAUCGUAGAAUUUCUUGCAAGCCCUAUAUUAAACCACCGCAAAAGUGCUCUGAAUCAACUCCUAAACGAGUCAACCAAAACUAAUGUAGCUUUUUUAGUUCCAAACCCCACAAGAUUCUUUUCGAUCUUAAAAGACAGAUUAUCAGAUGAUGAUCCUUUAAUCACCCAGCAAGUUCUUCAAUUAAUUGAUAUCAUGAUUCCAGUAUUUUUCAUAUAGGAAUUUGGGCCUGAUUUAGAAUCAAAUUUCGCUACUCUUUUUCCUGGAUUGAUUUUGCUGUUCCAUGAUCAACGACCUGGAAUAUCAAAGCUUGCUUUUAAAGUAAUAUGCACUUAUGCGACAACAACCAGGAAUUUAGAAACAACUAUGAGCUAUAUAAUUAGGCAUGGGUUAAGCCAUGAUGAUUGGAAACUAAAAAACCAAACCUUACAGUAUAUUCCUCUACUACUAAGAUUAGAUUUAAGCUACACUGCAAAUAUACCCGAAAUGAAAAAGUUAUUUGAAAAAAUAAUUUCGCUGUUAAAAGACUCAUCGUCAAUUGUUGCAGAAACUUCUGCAGAAAUUUGUAAGGAAUUGAAAAAAAUUAUUUUUGACUUUCCAAAUGUUUUUUCGAAACUUUCGCAUGGGGUUCAGCAAGUUUAUAGAGAAAAAUGUGGAGAAGUUAUAAGUAAUGACCCAGCUAUGCAUAGAUCAUCGAUUUCUCCUAUAAAAUCAAUACUAGAACGUCCAGAGAAACGUACAAGUACAUAUGCGUUUAGUAAUUUUACGAUUUCUUCGAUUACGAAUUCACUUACAAGCGCCAAUAGUUCCAAUUUUUUAAAAGAAAGUACCAAAAAUGGCUUAAUAUAUGGAUUUAUUCCACCUAAUUUAAUUGCUCAGCUCGAAGAUACAGAAAAUUGGAGAGCAAGAGUCAACGCGAUUCAUGAAAUUGAAAAUUUAGUUAGUUCUUUGCAGAACUAUUCAGACGUUUAUCCUUACAUUGCAGUAUUUUUUCGAUUUUUGAAUAAUUUAUUAGAAGACUCAAAUUUUAAGGUGAUGCUUUCCGCUUUAACAAUUAUUUAUUAUAAUCUGUUAAAUAAAUGUUAAUAUAACUCGAAUAAUAUUUUAAAAUUAUCGCAUUAAUUAUUAUAAGUACAUAUAGUCUCAAUUCCAGGAAUUUCACAGCAUGCAAAUACAUCCCAAAUAAUCCCAAGCUGCAUAAAAAAGCUUGGCGACAACAAAAUUGCGAUUCGUCAAGGUGCUUUUAAAGUUUUCAAAGCCUUAACUAAAGAGAUCAAACCCCGUGUGCUGUUUCCUCAGCUGAUUGAUGCGUUAGGCAGUAAUAAUUGGCAUGUGCGCCAUGAAACUUUAAACGUUAUUAUUGCAUCAAUUUUAUUAGCAAAAGAAAACUAUGACUAUGAUUUUUUAUCAAUAAUUCAACCUCUAGCAAAACUUUUAGAUGACCCUAAAACAAAAAUCCGCUUUGUCACAAUGGAAGUUUUUGCGGUUUUAGCCCAAAAAUACGGAAUUGAUGAAAUUGAUAGCCAUUUAGAGCCAAUCGUAGAUAAUAUCGCACUUGAUUCAUUACAUAAGAGAUAUAAACAUAAAGCUUUACCAAUAGUAAGGGAUGACUAUAUAGAAUAUCCAAGAACCGUUCCUAGUUCUGCACCUUUAAUUUCUAGUCCUUACUUGAGGCAUUCAGAAUUUAAGCAAGUUCCUGCAAGCCAACGAAUUUUCGAAAGCGAUAUACACUCACCGUUAAUUCCCAGAGAAAUACCAAGGAUUUCAAAUCAAAGCAUUAAAAGGUUGAGAUCUAGCUCUGAAAUAGAUGAAAGAUUGCCAAAUAUUUCGAAUACUGUCAGCUUUGAUGACUCCUUCCAUGCCAAAAAGAACCCGAGAAAAAUUUUUAAUACAAUGCCUGAAACUCAAAUAAAGCCUGUAAAAUUAAAUUUUCCUGAAAGGCAAAAUUUGAGAGCGAAUUUUGAUGUCUCCCCAAUAAAGCCAUUAAGAGCCCAUAAACGAGAGAAUUCUCAGAGUGAAGAAAUAAAUAGUGCUUCAAGAUCGUCACCUCUUUUACUUAAAACAAGAGGGUUUAUUAUAAAAGAUUUUGGAAAUUCAGAUAUGAGUUAUUCUGCUCAUGAAGACAUUGAGCCCCUCGCAGACCCGGAAAAUGCAUUAAAAGAAUUUUCGAUGUCAACAAGAACCGAUGAUUGAUCUUCACAAUUUGAAGGUUUAACGAAACUUAGAUCAAUAAUAAAAUACAACCCAGAGCUCUUUCUCAGCCAAGUAACGCUUCAUAAUGUAUUUCUAGAAGUUAUAAAGCUAGCAGAAUCGCUAAGAUCCUCUUUGUCAAAAAAUGGGCUAAUUGUAUUAGGAGAAAUGUGUGAAUUUCUUGGCAAAAAUAUGGAUAAUGAACUGCCAGAACUUCUUAAAAUCCUAUUUAAAAAAGCACUUGAUACAAAUUCAUUUUUGUCAGAACAGGCGCAAAAUUCGAUAUUUUUGAUGUGUAAAUUUUCAAAUGAAAAUAAAUUAUCACAAGCUUUAUUAUUAAAGCUACAAACUGCUAAAAAUCCAAUAGAAAGAGCUACGAUUGCUUUAUGCUUUGGAUAUAUUUUUGAAAAAGCCAAAAGCUCAUUGAUCAGAAUGAGAGAUAUUGAUAAAAUAGUCCAAGCUCUUGGGAAUUUAAUUGUAGAUGCAUCUCCAGAUGUAAGAGACUCAGCUAGGCGAGCCUUUACAAGUUUUGAAUUAUCAGUUCCAAGCCAAGUCGAAAGAGAAAAGAUUUUAUCCAGAAGCUUAUCUGAAAAUAUUCAAAAAAAACUUAAAGAGCCUGGAAAAGCUCGAGAUAGGGCUGAGUCACCGUUUACCAAGAGAAAAACUCAAGGCGAAUUUAAAACGAAUUCUGAGCUAGAAGUCAUUACCCCUUCGAUUCCACAAGAAAUUUAUCAAAUUGAAAAUGAAAUUUCAGAGCCUGACACCCCAAUAGAGAUUCUCAGACUCUCAGAAGAAAUAAACCAAAAAGAAUGAAAAUCAAGAUAUGAUGCUAUAGGGAAGAUCCCUGAUCUAUUAGAGUUUAUGACUGCAAAUAUAUAUAAUUUAACGAGUAUUGUGGGAAUCUUAUCUAAAGGAUUGUGUGAUCAGAAUCUAAAGGUUCAAAUACAUUCAUUAAAUGCCCUGAUCAAAAUAAUUCCGAGCUUGAAAAGAAUUUUGGAGCCUCACUUAGAAAUAAUUAUGCAGUCGUUGAUUGCAGCACUUGGGUCUGCGAAUAGCUCUAUUAGAGAAAUUGCAAAGGAUGCCGUGAACUUGAUUUUUAAGAAUUGUGAGCACUAUGCUAUAAUUCUGCCUUUAGCUAAUCAGAUUUCUAGCGGGAAUCCGAGGGCAAAAGUGGCAAUGAUAAAUUUCAUUAUUGAAGCAAUACCGAGUACACAUAAAAUAAGACCAGAAAUAUUAAUUAAAUAUAUAGCGCCGCUAGGAUUGAAACUAAUGGAUGAUCCUAAAGAAGACGUAAAGGUUGAAAACAAAAAACUAAUCAAAAAACUGUAUGAAGUGAUAGGUAAUGAGAUUUUUGAAGGAAGCGAAGGCAAUUUUUCUCAAAGAGUGAUGGAAAUAUUAAACGAGCAAGACCCUUAA